UCUACCUUGAAGGUAAGGUAGACCAAAAAAGAUAAAUUGUUUAUGGUUUUAUUAUUGUUUACCUCUUUUACGUGAUGAAAGAAUUUUAUAAUCAUUAACUUUUUAAAUAUUGAUGUACUAAAUAACACUAACUAAUCUGGAGGCUAUAAGCCUUAUUCAAGAAUUUAAAAAUAAACAAGUUGUUUUAUUUCCUUAACUUUUCACAGCAUGGCUUUAAGUAGGUUAUAUACUACGAAGUUUGAUCGCAGAAAAACUAAGCAAUAAGUUUAAUUCGUUGCUAUAGAAACAUUAUGAAAAGAAGUAAUUGUUUGAUCGAAGUUUAUGAAGGUUUUGAUAGCUUCUCGAAACGUAUUAAAACUAGCUUUGUCGAAGGUAACAAUUUAAAGAUGUUCAGAAACACCAUUUGGUAUCGUUCCCUCCUAGAUGCGGAGAAGUCGUGUCUCAAGGAGGAUAAGUUAAAAAAGAUUCAUUACAAGUUUCAAGAUGAUAAGGAGAUGGUGGAAGAGUAUAAUGUAGAUACGCAGGUGUUAUUACGUCGUGCUUGGAAAGUAAAAGGUAAACUUGGAGGGGAAGGAAAAUGGGAUGUGGAAAUUGGAGAUCCAAUUCCUGAUGCUACUCCUCACAUUGAGGGAACUGGUGCUGAUAUCAUGGAGAGUAAGGACCAGCCAAUAUUAACGAGACGUAACACAAGAAUAAAUUUGGAAUGGAGAAUCAGAAACCUGCCAUAUCCAAUUGAAACAUACUCUGUUAGUGCCAAUAAUGAUGAAAGAUGCAUUGUUAUCCGAACAACUAAUAAAAAGUACUACAAACGACUUCAAGUGCCUGAACUAGAUAGACUGAACUUACCUAUAGAACAAGCAAAUAUACAAUGCAGUCAUUCAUUCAAUACAUUGAUUAUUGCUUAUAAAAAGCCUCAUCAGUUAUUGGACAUGGAUAAAGAGUGGUACCAAGAGCUAAGCAAAGUGAAGCCUAUCAAAGAUAUCCCUAAUGAUUGCAAAACACAAUAAAAGAUGACAUAGAAA
Spodoptera exigua (beet armyworm) is the source of this 1022-nucleotide messenger RNA. NCBI's taxonomy places the organism in Eukaryota, Metazoa, Arthropoda, Insecta, Lepidoptera, Noctuidae. The record is from the annotation of a GenBank genome assembly.